GCCCAGGCCUGGGCUGCAGGAGGCCCGGGGAGCUUCCAGUUGGGUGCAGAACUGUGGGUGCAGAUGGUGUUUCCUGGGGUGAGGGAUUGCAUUUUUAAGGGGCCAGUGGCCCAGGGAAGGUGAGGAGCAGUGCUUUGGUGCCCGGAGCAGGAAGGGAGGCCACAGCUCUCUGUCGACCAACGGCUCUGGUUCUUGGGGACAGAUCAGGCUGAGGGGGUGGGGACAGACGCAGCUCGGGGUUCUUCUGGAAGGUGACUGGACUUUUCCCCUGCUGACGGGCGAUCCCUGUCUGCUGUGACGGUGGCCCUGCCUGGCCCUGGGAAUGCAGUGGGGGACUUCUGAGCGGACAGAACCCCACGGUCAGAGCCGGGAGUCCUCCGGUCACUGGGCUUAUGGAAAAACCCAGGCACAGAGGGGCCAGGGAACCAAGGUCACUCAGCAGCCAGGCAAAGGCAGAGGCUGUGUGAUGCUCCUGCGGGUGACAUUGAGUUCAGUGUCCCUUCCCUGCGGGGGUGGUGGGGGAUGAGGUAGCGCAGCCUGUCCAGGCUUGCCUCUGGGAGUGCAUCUGAGGAAGAGGGGCUGCCUCGGGCAGGGACAUGCCUCGGUCACACCUCUCCGCCUCCUGCAACAUCACCUCCCCUGGUGGCACCUCGCCUCAGGCUGCAGCCAGCCCCCAGGAAGGCAGGCCACAGCAGGGCCCCAGUUCAAGUGCAGGGCUAGGAGGCUGCACUUCGGGACUUGGCCACUAGAGGGCAGCAGGAAGGCCACUGCGGGACUCUGCAUAGUUCCCCGGCAGGGAGGGGGUCUGGGAAGGAGGGUUGGUAUAGAGGUCGGUCUCACUGUCACUGUCAGUCCCUGUGGGCUGCAGGGUGAUUCCCCAAGAAGCAGGUGUUAGUGAGGAUACUUUUAACGGCUUCAUUGGGUGUAACCCUGCGCCAGGCACAGCACUAACUCAUUGGUCCCACAGCAACCUUCUCAUAAGUAUCUCCAUUUUGCAGGUGAGAAAACAGAGGCACAGAGAGGUUAAGGAAUCUAUCCACAUUCCCACAGCUGUUUCAGAGGCUGCUCCUCUCCAUGUGGUGGAAGAACAGCCCUUCCUGGAGCUGCCAUUUGAUGCAGAGGCCUGAGGCGAACCCCUGCCCGCAUCCCUCCCUGCCAAAUUCCGGGAGCCAGUCGAAUUUCAAAAGUCCGCUGGCCACAGGGCCGGUGCGCAGGCUGGGACCUCUGACCACAGCCAGCUGAGCCUGGGAACACGGGCAGCCGCGGACCGCCCAGCCUGGAGCAGCCUCUUUGACCCCGACCCUCGGAUUAGCAGCCCCAUGAAGGUGGCCAGCCAUGCAAUGUUCCUGGAAGGCCGUCCUCCUCCUCGCGCUGGCCUCCAUAGCCAUCCAGUACACCGCCAUCCGCACCUUCACCGCCAAGUCCUUCCACACCUGCCCCGGGCUGGCCGAGGCAGGGCUGGCAGAGCGGCUGUGCGAGGAGGGUCCCACCUUCACCUAUAACCUCUCCCGAAAGACCCACAUCCUCAUCCUGGCCACCACGCGCAGCGGCUCGUCCUUCGUGGGCCAGCUCUUCAACCAGCACCUGGACGUCUUCUACCUGUUCGAGCCCCUCUACCACGUCCAGAACACGCUCAUCCCGCGCUUCACCCAGGGCAAGAGCCCCGCAGACCGGAGGGUCAUGCUGGGUGCCAGCAGGGACCUCCUGAGGAGCCUCUACGACUGCGACCUCUACUUCCUGGAGAACUACAUCAAGCCGCCCCCGGUCAACCACACCACCGACAGGAUCUUCCGCCGCGGGGCCAGCAGGGUCCUCUGCUCCCGUCCCGUGUGCGACCCUCCGGGGGCUCCCGACCUGGUCCUGGAAGAGGGGGACUGCGUGCGCAAGUGCGGCCUGCUGAACCUGACCGUGGCCGCCGAGGCCUGUCGCGAGCGCAGCCACGUGGCCAUCAAGACUGUGCGCGUGCCCGAGGUGAACGACCUGCGGGCUCUGGUGGAAGACCCCCAGUUGAACCUCAAGGUCAUCCAGCUGGUCCGCGACCCUCGGGGGAUUCUAGCGUCACGGAGCGAGACCUUCCGCGACACGUACCGGCUGUGGCGGCUCUGGUACGGCACGGGCAGGAAGCCCUACAACCUGGACGUCACGCAGCUGACCACCGUGUGCGAGGACUUCUCCAAUUCCGUGUCCACCGGCCUCAUGCGGCCCUCCUGGCUCAAGGGCAAGUACAUGCUGGUGCGCUACGAGGACCUGGCCAGGAACCCCAUGAAGAAGACCGAGGAGAUCUACGGGUUCCUGGGGAUCCCCCUGGACGGCCACGUGGCCCGCUGGAUCCAGAACAACACGCGGGGCGACCCCGCCUUGGGCAAGCACAAAUACGGCACCGUGCGCAACUCGGCGGCCACCGCCGAGAAGUGGCGCUUCCGCCUCUCGUAUGACAUUGUGGCCUUCGCCCAGAACGCCUGCCAGCACGUGCUGGCCCAGCUGGGCUACAAGAAGGCCGCCUCGGAGGAGGAGCUCAAGAACCCGGCCAUCAGCCUGGUGGAGGAGCGGGACUUCGGCCCCUUCUCGUGACACGGCGUGACACGGCGCGGGGCGCGGGCGCCGGGUUUGCUAAAGGGACCGUUUUAACUGUUGCCUUAUUCCCCACCCCCACCCCGUCUUCGUGUCCUUCCCGCCCCCUGCCCAGCCGCCCCCUUCUGCCUUUUUGUCUCCGAUAUUUGCACUACUCGUCUGGGACGGGAACCGGGCAGAGGGCGCACGUGAAGUGGGGUCCGCCACCCCCCCCAUUCCGACACUCGGAGGUUGGGUCUCCUGGGGACGGGGACGAUGUUUACAGCGCCCCGCGCACACAUUCACGCACGCACAUGGGCCCACCAGGAGAGGCACCCAACACACGACUUCUCAAGUUUUUUGGAAUGAAUGAGUGGUUGGGGGAUGGUAGUUUUUGCACUGUUUCACUUCUACCAGGUAAGAGGAUGAAAACGGAAGGACCCCUCUCUCGAACUUCGGAAAGGGGUCUGUCCCUCCCGGUCCCUGCUUCCUGGCCCUGGCCCUCUUCCUCCCAUAGGACAGAGAACGCCCCCCUCCUGCCCGCCCUCGCCUGUCGGUGAGCAGGUUUUACUGUGAGGUGAACGUGGACGUCGUUUAUUUUUUCCAGUCUGUGGUGAUGCUGUCUGUCUGUCUGAGUCUUGUAGCUGCCCCUGGACCAGUGAUGGCUGAUGAAUCUUUUAAGUUUCUGAUUGAUCUUGGGGUCCAUUGUGAUAUUUCUUUGUGCCAAAAAAAAAAAAAAGAGUGAAUCAAGUUUGCUAAAUGAACAUUGAAAUGCUUUAUCUGUGUUUUCUGUAAAUAAAAGUGUGCAGUAAUAGCUGG
Ictidomys tridecemlineatus (thirteen-lined ground squirrel) is the source of this 3369-nucleotide messenger RNA. The record is from RefSeq and is a predicted model, not a curated record. Lineage: Eukaryota; Metazoa; Chordata; Mammalia; Rodentia; Sciuridae.